Messenger RNA from Suillus subalutaceus, 729 nucleotides. RefSeq lists its product as uncharacterized. The coding region runs from base 1 to 729 and encodes 242 amino acids. The record is from RefSeq and is a predicted model, not a curated record. Gene Ontology annotation, molecular function: protein binding. Lineage: Eukaryota; Fungi; Basidiomycota; Agaricomycetes; Boletales; Suillaceae. The transcript is spliced from 3 exons.
AUGAACAGUGUUCGCGUAUUCAAUCUGCUUGACCUGCCGCAAGAAAUAAUCCUUUAUAUUCUGUCAUUUCUGGAUCUACCCGACCUCGCAACACUCUCCAAACUUCAUGGUUAUCUCGCUCUUUUGGCAGCAGACCCAGUGCUGCAUCUCAUACGACUCCGAGUAGUCGCGCCAUCACGCGUCGGUCAUUCCCUAUUCGCGCGAAGCCCUGACGGUACCUUGCUUAGACCAACUAUCACGGACCUCGUGCAUAGACAUGUCAUCCGCGGACAUAACAUCGAAAGAAGGUUGCGCAUGGGCUUGUAUAUAUACACAGAACACUCUGUGGAUCAGUACGACAGCGGCCUGCGACUACAACGCGAACGUACUGGUCAUAUCAUUGCUUCUCAUCUUCGAAGACGUGCGCCUGCACUUGUUGGCCUCAAAUUGUUGUAUCACUCUCAUAUUCUGCCUGACGUUGAAUCGUCGUUGCUCUCUGUUUCGCGGUCUUUGUUACCUGUGGUUAGAAAGCUCAAGUGGUCCAUUCAGCGAGAUAAACUGGCCAACGAGGUGCGAGGCAUGAGUGGUUCCCUGGGAUUGGGGAAUUCAGCAUUUCCGUUGACCGGAAGCUUGGGCACUUGGAUUGAGCUGAAAGGGCAGGGUGUUGUACAGGACUGUGAACGGGUACGCCUUGCGUUAUGCCCGGAUGUACGUAGGAUGGUGAAGUUUUACGAAAGCUUGGGACACUGA